AUGAAGGAGAAGGAAGAGAGGCUAGCUCAGGAGAGGUCCAUGAAGCAAGCCUGUCGUUUUCGGUUGAUCGCUGACAAGGGCAUCAGUGUUGCUUCCAUACAAUCUGUCCUUUCUGACUAUCUGCGGUAUAAGAAGACCAAUGAUCUUUGGUGUUUGGUGGCACCUCCUGCCACUGGACCUCAGACUUUUGGCUGGCACACGUAUCCUUCAGCUGAUUGGCUUUGCAAAACUGCUUCGCUUCUAUAUGACCUAGUUGGCUUGGCUCCCAACACUAAGUUGCAAAGUACCAAGCUGGUCAAGUGCCUGAGGGCCAUGUAUGACCACAAGGAGUUGCAUGUUGACAUCAAGAAGGGCACCACUAUUGAUGACAGCUUCGAUAAGCUUGACCUCACCAUCAGGGUGCUGCUGAACAUGAUCCGAACUUUGAAGUGCAAUGAGUUUCAGCGGUUGAAGGUCCAGAGGAGUUUGACAAGGCAGGACUGGUCAAAACUCGAGUUCGUGUUGGAUCGUGUGCAGCUGCCUGCUGAACUCAUGGCAGCAUCUUCUCAGGAUGAGAUUGAAGAAGAAGAUGUUUCAAGGCUCAGGACAGUUUCUGUUCUGAAUGAGCUUCCAGCUGCUUCUGACAGUGCAAGUGCUGAUGUCUCAAGCUUUGCUUUGGUGCCUUGUCCGGUCAAGUCUCAGCAGAAGCAGAUGGGAGCGGCUCAUGGGUCUUUGAAGCCUUUGCCAUCUGUUUUCCAGAAGCAUUUUGCUGCUUCAGAGAUUUCCCACGAGGAAAAACCUGUUCCUGUGGAAUGCUCCAAGGUUACUUCUGCCAGCAGCAAGAAGACGAAGCUGAUGGAGAAGAUCUUGAACUUGACCAACCCAGUCUUGGAUGAGUUGAAGAGCACAUACCAACGGCAUGAAUCCAAAGAGGGCCACAAAGCCCUGACAAAGACUUUGUUUUGUGGCAAAUUCAACUUGAGCGAAGAUUCCUUUCAAGCUGGCUUGGCUGCUGGUGAAUUCCAUGAAGUCAUUGGCAAGGACGGCACACUGCGAUACAGUUGGGAGGUGCUAGAGCACACAGUCGCAAAGGGCAGAGAUUCCAAAGUGACCCUCAAGAGUGAGACCUACUUAAGCAAAAAGGAUGCAGCUUUCGAAAAGACACGUCUUGAUGGUCCAUUCAUUGGCCUUUUUCAGAAGAAUCAGGGACAGCUCGCCAUUGCAAGCCCAGCUGGGCAGCUUGCUUUGUGCGACAAAGAGAUUGAGUUGACACCUGAGCUUUGGACUCAGGCCCAAUCCCAGCUCAGUGCAGCCACGAAGUUUUGGGAGAACAACCUGAAGGAGGCCAAAAAGUUGCUCCAGCAGGUAGGUGUGGACAACCGCGACGACGAUCUUUACCAAGAGAAAGACAUCACUCAAAAAAUCCAGAAGGAGAAGGCCAUAUUGGAUCACAUUUGGCAGUGGAAAGAGACUCCAGAGAACAGUGGAAAGCCCCUGACUGUGAAGAACUACGAUGACUGCAUGCUUGCUUCUGGCAAGGCUGGUGAGGCUCUUGAGCUUCGCUUGGCAGGUGCCAAAGGCCAGGCCAAUGCCAUUGCAGCUCGCCAGCGCAAAGCCAUGGAAGGUUGA
Messenger RNA from Cladocopium goreaui, 1608 nucleotides. Lineage: Eukaryota; Dinophyceae; Suessiales; Symbiodiniaceae. The record is from the annotation of a GenBank genome assembly.